AUGGGGGUCUUGCGCGGUCUCGAAGCCGCCGACGUCUUUAGCUCGGGUUCGAGCCUCGUUCGCGACAUCAUUUACGUUCUCUUUGGCGCGAUUGGCGUCAUUGUCCUCGCGAUCCUGUACCUGCUCUGGUCCAUGUACCGCGAGAGCCUCCAAGACACGGCCAGCGCAUCCUACAUUGAAAUCACAGACGAACAUGGAGAGAUGAUCCAUCAAGCGGAUACGAUUUGCUCGCGCGGUGUCGGCAUUCGCUGUGACAAUGCCGAGACGCGGCCCAAGCUGCGCAGUCUCCUCACGAUGGACGACACCAAGGACGCGCGACCUCGUCAGGCGUCGGCGGUCACAGCGACGUUGGCACACCCCGAGCUCCGACACACCAUGUCCCUCCCCGUGCCACACAGCACCAUUAUGUAG
Molecule: messenger RNA, 411 nt
Organism: Saprolegnia diclina VS20
Lineage: Eukaryota; Oomycota; Saprolegniomycetes; Saprolegniales; Saprolegniaceae
Exons: 4
Coding region: 1-411 (136 amino acids)
Source: RefSeq, a predicted model, not a curated record